Oldenlandia corymbosa var. corymbosa is the source of this 705-nucleotide messenger RNA. The record is from the annotation of a GenBank genome assembly. Lineage: Eukaryota; Viridiplantae; Streptophyta; Magnoliopsida; Gentianales; Rubiaceae.
AUGGCUGUUCAGAUGAGCAAGAAGAAGAAGUUUGUGGCGGAUGGAGUGUUCUUCGCGGAGCUGAAUGAGUUGUUGACCCGUGAGCUGGCGGAGGAUGGCUACGCCGGUGUGGAGGUCAGGGUUACUCCCAUGAAAACUGAAAUCAUCGUCAGAGCCACUCGCACUCAGAAUGUUCUUGGUGAGAAGGGUAGAAGGAUUAGAGAGCUUACUUCACUGGUGCAGAAGAGAUUCAAAUUCCCAGAGAAUAGCGUUGAGUUGUUUGCCGAGAGAGUUAACAAUAAAGCACUUUGUGCGGUUGCUCUAGCUGAGUCUAUUCGUUACAAGUUGCUUGGUAGCCUCCCCGUCAGGAGGGCUUGUGGUGGUGUAAUGCGUUUGGCUAGGGAGAAUGGGGCCAAGGGGGUUGAGAUCAUAAUCAGCGGAAAACUGAGGGCUCAACGUGCUAAAUCAAUGAAAUUUAAAGAUGGUUACAUGAUCUCUUCUGGUCAGCCAGUCAAGGACUAUGUUGAUUCUGCUGUGAGGCAUGUUCUUCUACGACAGGGAGUACUUGGUAUCAAGGUCAAAAUCAUGCUUGAGUGGGAUCCGAAGGGAAAGAUGGGGCCGGUAACUCCCCUCCCAGAUUUUGUCACAAUUCGUUCCCCCAAAGAGGAGGAAGAGUACAUCAGGCCUGCCGCACUUCCUCUCCCUGAAGUGGCAGUUCAGGCGUAG